Messenger RNA from Paramecium octaurelia, 676 nucleotides. NCBI's taxonomy places the organism in Eukaryota, Ciliophora, Oligohymenophorea, Peniculida, Parameciidae. The record is from the annotation of a GenBank genome assembly.
AUGGAUAAAUUUGAGUUUUUAAAAGUGGAGAUAGAGAAAAUCUUAGAUUCGGAUAAAACAGUGUUAAUCUUCAUUAGACAUGGAGAGACGGAAGCUAAUUUUACAAAAUAGCUGAGCGGUUGGCAUGAUGUCAAGUUGACAGAAUUGGGUUGAAUUUAGGGUCUAUUUUAGGUUUAAAUGAAGGCAAACAAUUAUCAAAAGCAUUUUAACCAUUAAGGGAUCGAUUUGCAGGGAUUUAUUGUUCAGAUUUAAGUAGAGCUAGACUGACUGCUGAAUUAGCUUUAGGAUCAGGAAAUAAGAUAUAAUAAAGUAUGGAAUUAAGAGAACUUAAUUUUGGGGAUCAUCAAAAUAAGGUGUAUUCUGAGGACAACAAAAGCAUAUACGAGAUCUUGUUCACUGAGAAAUAUCAGGCACCCAACGGAGAGAAUUGGAAUGAUGUGAGGAAUCGAAUAAUGAAAUAUUUGAGAUCUCAGAUUCAUAGUAAGGGGGUCUAUUUGAUUUUCACUCAUGGAGUAUGCAUCAUUAUUCAAUAUUUAAGCGAGCCAUCUUCUCUAUGACUCAUUAAUUUGGGUAUAAGAACACUAUAAAGAAUUGUUCAUGCAUUGGUUUAGAAUUGGAUAUCAAUACUCUGGAAAUAAUGAAUUAAUUAUUUUAUUGGGAAUUUCCCACUUAGUGA